UUCUGGUGGAGAACCGAAACCUAUCUUCAGCAGAUCUGCAGCACCGUGCCGUCAAAUGUCUUGACCUGGGAGAAAGUAUCUUCAGUAGCUGUUCGCAGCCUGCACAGCAACAUCAUCAACACCCAGCUGUUUUUCUUCAGAUAAGAACAAACGUUGAUUUCGACAUUAACGGAGAUCAGAAAGUGCUUCCGCCUUCUCCGCAGACAUUUCUGUUUGAUGGCUAGUCGAAUGUUCUAAAUUUUCUGGUUUCAGUGUCACGUUGGCCAUGAAUCAAGUCGUUUCCUUUGAAACAACAUCAGACCUGCCUCGAACUGAAGAGGACAAAUAACACUUUACUUCAAGCAGCUGGAUGAAGUGUAUGACUUCUGCUCGUUUACAGGAUGGCUGAAGGAGGAAGUUUGCAGAGUAAUGGAAAGGAAAUGCCACACUCAUCUGAACUUCCUGCAGAGAUUAAGAACUGGGACAAAAACCAUGUGAGAGAAUGGAUCCUCAGGUUAACAGAUGUGGAAGAUGAAUGUGCCCAGAUAUUGUUCGACCAACAUAUUAAUGGACAUAGUCUUUUAAUACUGAAGUAUUCUCACCUUAUAGAUGCAGGCAUUAAGCUGGGUCCAGCAACACUGAUAAUUCACAGGAGAGAUGAACUUGUAAAAUUAAAAGCUCAGCAGUUAAGCAGCCCGGAAAACCGGUCCAGCAAGUCUUGCAAGCCCUACCCUUUCAAUCAGUUUCAUGCUGCCUACAGAUAUAAAGAAAACAGUGUCCUUGAUGUAACAGAAACAGGUGCUCUAGACCUCAUAGAGCCAUGCCAUGAGUACAAAGCAUUUAUCAAUGUACCAACAGAGGAAAUGCUAAAUAAGUUCACAGAUGAAGUUAUCAGAUUUGCUGCUGCCUGCAUGAACAGCCGUACUAAUGGUACUAUUCAUUUUGGAGUUGGAGACAAACCAAACUUCAGUCAUGGGCAAAUCUUGGGUGCCAGCGUCAAAGAUAGGGAAGCAUUUGUUAAAGAAUUGGCUGAAGUGAUUGAUUGCAAGUUUGAAUACAAGCACAUUGAUGUGGCAAAAAAAUGUAUCAAACCUCCUAGAUUUGUUGAGGUUCUUUUAGCUGAUAUGACCUUCUCAGGAAAGUAUGUCAUAGAAGUAGACAUAGAGCCAUCAUUCAUAGUUUGCAAAGACAAUGUCUUUUACAUUUAUAGUGUAGACAAAAAGGAAUAUAAAAAACGAUCUAAAGGCAAUGAAUUCAAGACCGAUGAGAAGGCUGGUGGAAAGUUAUUCUACAUCCGAGACAGUAGCAGCAGCAGGAAUCUUCUUGCACAGAACAAAGAGUUCUGCAAAUUUGUUGAAAACAUAGUGCAUCUGAGCCAAAUGAGAAAAGAAGCUGAGGAAAAGCACCUUACUGUGGUUAAAGAGAGUGUUCAGGGUUCUAUGCUUUGUGAGAUGAUAACUGGAGGCUCUCUAUCUUUGGACAAGUCUCACUUUGAACAAUAUGUGUUGGUCACCAACAAAUCUCAUCCAGUUCAGAAAGAAUCACUUGCUUUUCUCCUGGACAUGAACCUGACAGCUGUUCUAGACUUUGAUCCAGAAUCUGCAGAGACUGGAUUGAAUAAGUCAUUUGAAGAGAGAAACAUUAAUGUUCAUCUGCCUUCCCAGUAUAAAAUCACAGAGGCAGUGGAGGAAAUUGCAAGUAAGCUAAAGUUAACCAGAACCACGAGCUGGGUUUUCUGCAAUGGAGGAAUAAACGAGGAAACACCCUCUGAUGUGGAUAAUUGGUUAACAGAGAAAGGUUCCUCCAUUCGGGAUGUUGUGUCCUUCCUUUGCCGAAAAGAUGUGUUACCUUGCAAGAAAUUUCUCAUCAUAUUCAUGCUGUUGAGUGAUGUUGCUGACAGUGAUCCGAUGCUUGAGACCUUCAGUAUGUUUUUGCAGGAGUUGAAGGGGAUAGACCAAAUCUUAUGCAUCUGUGGUAAUGAAAACUCAUACACUUACUGGAGAGAUCUCAUUGAGGCACGGUAUCAUGUAGACAUUUCUAGUAGAUGCAUCUAUGAGCUCAGUUUUGCUGAAAUGAAUGGCACUGUCCUCAGUCUGUGGUCAGAAAAUCGCAAAUCAAGCCGUUUCCUUCCUGGUGGUGGGGGUAAAGUUCUGUUACCAAAAAAAGUAGAAGGCAGCUUGGGUACACUGAGUAUUUUAUGUGUAAACCAGUGUGAGGGAGGGAAUGAGGACAAGUUGCAGCUAGAGGAAAGUUUUUAUAAAGGAGGGAAAGUGUCCUGGUGGAACUUUUACUUCUCAGAGCAACCAGGAUCAGUGCCUUUUAUCAAACGAGACAAAUUUGAACACAUCACUAAAACCAUUAUUCCAGUAAUGUGCUCUCUCAGUCAAGCUUGUGUUCGAUUCAACAUACUCCACACCCCUGGUUGUGGAGGAACGACUCUAGCCAUGCAUGUCUUGUGGACACUGAAAGAGAAAUUUCGUUGUGCUGUACUGAAAGAUAGAACAGUUGAUGUCAGUGAGGUGGCCCAGCAGGUAGUUACCUUGUUGACACACGAGGCAACUGAACAGCAAUCCCGGCUUCCUGUUUUACUGAUGAUAGAUGACUUUGAAGACACUGAUGCUGUGAAUAAUCUCCAGCAGCAAAUUGAAGAAGAAUGUCUAAAGAGAAAUGUGACUUCCAAGUCACCGCAAGUCAUUCUUCUGAACUGCAUGAGGGCUGAAUCAGAAGUACCAACUGAAUCAACUGAUGACACUGUUUUCAUUGGUAACAAACUAUCUGAGAAGGAACAGAGAUUGUUUGAGAAUAAGCUAGAGGAAAUUGAAAAGAUCUACAAAAAUGCUGAAACAUUCUAUGGUUUCAUGAUCCUAAAGAAGGAUUUUUCAUUGGAGUACAUUCAGGGUGUUGUGAAAAAUACACUGAAGGGCUUCAAUUUUAAGCAUAAACAUGCUCAACUCAUUGCAGUCCUAGUGCUCUUAGAUCGCUACUGUAGAACAGCAAGCUUGUCAGUCUCUGUGUGUGAAGAAUAUCUUGGUCUGUUAACAAAGGCAGAUUCAAAAUCAUGCAAAGUAGAAGAUGGAUUUGGGAAGUUUUCCACACUUUUGACACGAUGCACUGAACAGUCAAGCGUGGUAUUUGAAGCUGUGCGAGUAAUACAUCCCAGUAUGGCAGAGCAUUGUUUGGAAGAACUCUCAGCUACUUUUAGGGUGUCCAAAGCUCAGAUCACGGACUUCCUUCUCACAACAGACUUGUUUUAUGACUGCAUUCAGGGAAAGGAAAAACUUGUGCAAGAUGUUCACAACAUGUUAGUGAGGCGGAAUUAUUCGGCUGAGAAUCUACAGGAAGACUGCAAGUUUUCACCUCUUAUCCAAGCAAUUGCAAAAGAGACACCUGGAUUUGAGGAAAAUGUUUUGCUCAAUGCAGCAAAGCGCUUUGCGAAGGAUGCAGUUAUAUCUCAGCUUCUUUCUAGAUACCACUACUUGAGGAAGAAGGACUUUAGAGAGGCAAAGGACUGGGCAAAAAAGGCAAGAGAAAUCCAGAGGGAUAACUCCUACAUUUGCGAUACAUCUGCACAGGUGAUCAAGCAUGAGCUUAAAGAUGCCAUCAGCAGUGGCCGAGACAAUCCUGUAAAACCAGACAGGUUAAAACAGUAUCUUGAAAUGGCUCUCUCUGCAACAGAGGCUUUCAAAGAGACCCAAGAAAUUGCAAGAAAAGAAGUUCUUGUUCGGUAUCAGGGAAAAAAAGAUUUUAGCCCAUACAAUACUGCUGGUCGUCUUGGUGAGAUUCAGAUUGCCAUUACAGUGAUUGAAAUACUGGAAAGAAUCCCAGUUUUUUCCAAAGAUGAACUUCGACACCGUAUCCUUACUCAAGUUCUCUCAGGCAAGAUGAAAAUACAGGAUGUGGCAACAAAUGAUCCAAAGAAACAAAAGCAUGCAUCAUAUUACCAUUUUCUGCAGGAAUUUGCAGAUUUCCUUUACAAUCUCAAAGACAACAUGAAAAAGCACUUUGAUUUCCUUGACAAUUAUUUUGUCAACUUGGGCUCAUUUUAUUCCCAGAAAGAUAGUCGAGAGUUAAGGACACGGCAGGAGGUCGCAAGGUGCUUUCGUCAAUAUGCCAAUCUGUUUUGCAGUUCAGAUGCAAAGGAACUGUCGAAGAACAGGAUGUUGAGCGACAUGCUCAAGGUUGACAAAGCACGUCAAUAUCUGGAGAAGAACAGGGCUGAUUCAUACAGUGGCCUGCUGGAAUGUCUUUCUAGUAAAACCUCUGGAGAAAACAUUGAACAGAUUGUCCGAAACUAUUCUUUUAUAUUAAACAACACCAGCAAAAAAGAUGAUGGACACUUCAAAGGCACUGUAAACUUCAUCUAUGCAAAUAUUGUGCUCAGUCAGAUUAAACCUGAAUCACAGUCCUUGUGGGCCUACAUGAAGAUUCUUAACCUAUUGUGUGACUCACUUAAACGUCCCAUUCCCCUCAAUGAAAGCUUGCCAUUGCAUUUCAUUGCAGUGGUGAUGCUUUGGCCAGAGAGUAUCUCUGUUUUGUCAGGUGGGGAUUUGAGCGAUAAGUUGGGAAGUCAUGUGUCACAGCUGAGAAAUUCUUUCUCAAAUGAGAUGAAGCCAGUGUUGAAUGGCAAGAGAGCAGUUGUUCAUUUCUACUUGGGAAAGAAGACAGGUUAUCAACGCCUGAUCACUCAAAAGGAAAUUGACAAAUGUGUGGAAUUAGAACAGAGCAUGCAAAAUGGAAAUAUGUGGAAGAACGAGAAAGUCCGAAGUAUCCUCCGCAAAGUUACUGGAACAGUUAAUAGAUGCGGCAUUGUGGCCGAUACUUCAAAUGAUCAUUUGAAAGUUCAAGUUUUUCCAAUGUUCAGAAGUCCACUGUGUGGCGAUUUGGGAGCCAAGGUGUCCUUCUUUGUUGGAUUCACCAUGAAUGGCCCAGUUGCGCUUGGCAUACAGCCAGAGUCAUAACUUUUCUAAUGGUCUGACCAAUUGCACUUUUCCCCUUUCACCAGGCCUUUGACAGAUUAUUCAGUAUGCUACUCUGUCACUGAACCUGCAGACUUGUGCACAGUUGGUUAAUAUUAAGUAACCUAGAAAAUUUUAACUAUUGAAGAAAGAAUUACAUAUAAAUGAUUGUACUUCUAACUAAAGACAGUGUAUAUUUUGUAUGUAGUGUACACAUGAAUACUUUGUGUUUUUUAUACUUUUUACCAAAUUCAAUAUGUUUUUUUUUCUUGGCACCAUCAUCUACUGUAAUUAGUAAAGCAAGACCUAUUGUGAAAUGAAAGAGCUUACAGAGGUACACUGAUCAUAUAUAUAUUUUUGUCAUGGUGUUGUAAAUGUACUGUUUUUAUACCAAGAUUUGAUUUUUUAAAAGUUUUUGAUAUCUAAUAUAUAAUGUACCCAAACCUGUUCUUGCUGUUUGAACAUUGAUCCUGUUUAUGUUUUUCUUUUGGAAAGAUUUUAUUCAAGGCUCUUUUUCUGUGUUAUAUCAUAUCUUAAAUUAAUGUGGCAGACCAAAAUAUCUAUAGUGUAGUACACAACCACAAUUUAAAAAAACUUGCACGCACUUAAUUUAACCACGAGAUAACAUAGAUCACGUGUCAGAUACUUUUCUUAUAAGAACAGUUAAUGUGUAAAUGUCCAGGAAGUGACGAGACUAAUGGCUGGGUUCUGGGAAAGAAGUGAUGUCCCAAACGUUGUUCUUGAUAAAGGAUUCUAGCUGUAUAAGGGCCAUUCCACCGAAUGGAUGCCAUUUACUUGUAACUGAAGUAUAUUUUCAGCUUAUAUACUCUAUUUUUCUUCACUAAUAUAUGUAACCAUUCUUCUAUAAAGACUCCUCCUAUGGAUGUCACUAUGUCUAGAGUAUGUAUAAAUGUUUUCAGAUGUAUACCAUAACACCCUAUAUAAGCAGGUCCACAAGCUUGGGGGAGGGGGGGGGAGCAGAUAUUGUCUUAU
Molecule: messenger RNA, 5927 nt
Organism: Astyanax mexicanus (Mexican tetra)
Lineage: Eukaryota; Metazoa; Chordata; Actinopteri; Characiformes; Acestrorhamphidae
Product: sterile alpha motif domain-containing protein 9
Exons: 4
Coding region: 381-4937 (1518 amino acids)
Cellular component (GO): cytoplasm
Source: RefSeq, a predicted model, not a curated record